AUGGCAGCUAUGCUGCAAACCCUCAGAUCCUCCCUAAGAGAGGAUUACAAGGAGAUUGCAGAGGACAUUCGUAAAGAGAUCCAGAGCUUAGGUACAAGAACAGAGGCAAUGGAAAACAAAACAGAUGAUCUAUGCACAGCCAAUAAUGAAAUGGCAGACAAAAUAGCUAGGAUGGAGGUAGAACAAACUGACUUGAAAAUCAAGAUGGCGGACAUGGAGGAUAGAUCCCGCAGGAAGAAACUUCG
Molecule: messenger RNA, 245 nt
Organism: Pelobates cultripes (western spadefoot toad)
Lineage: Eukaryota; Metazoa; Chordata; Amphibia; Anura; Pelobatidae
Source: the annotation of a GenBank genome assembly